This is a messenger RNA of Danaus chrysippus (African queen), 225 nucleotides long. Lineage: Eukaryota; Metazoa; Arthropoda; Insecta; Lepidoptera; Nymphalidae. The record is from the annotation of a GenBank genome assembly.
AUGUUCCGUCCUUUCAUUCGAGAGCGAGGCGGGGCUACGCAAGCGCCGGGAGCGGUUAACAUUUUUAGACAAAGCGGCGAGGUAGUUGGCAGCGCGGGCAGUACGCAGCCAGAGCGCCCCGAGGCCGCAGUCGCGCGACUUGAACCCGACGCGCGACUACGAGCGGGACUACGAUCGCGUUACGCUUGCCGCUCGCCGCUCGCUCGACCCACAACCACUCAAUGA